AUUUAUCAACAUAUAUAGUAUUUGUAUUUAAAAGUAUAUGCUUCAUGUGUUUGCCCGGGGUCGGUGAUGUCACAGCUUGUUCAGUUUCCAGAUGUUUCCAGGCAACAUUUGCCCAGACGUUUCUGUCUCCUCAAGUAUACACCCUCUCUCCGGUCAUCCCAGAAAACCUGCUGAUAUGUCACGAGUCAUCGACACAUUGGUUGACCUUUGGGUGACAUGGCAAGUGAAGUGUGAGGUCCAGUAGACAGUUCUAUAAGUUGUUGUUCACCCUUCUUUUCCACCCCGUUGCGCUUGCGGCUACUUGCUGUGCCGACCGGAUCAAGUGUGCAGACCGAUAGAGCGCCUCGUCGCGCCCCCACAAGAGGAGGCGGAGUGACGUCAUGUCCUUCCUACAAAUGCCUUGCUCACAACUGGCAGUGCGGCAACAAGAUUCCCUCCAGGCCAUCGUGAACAAACAUGUACAAGAUCCAGCGUUGCGCGAGCUGAACUCGUCACAGACCUCCACGGAACGUGGAGUCCAGCGCUGGGAGCAGGCGCAUUUGGUCUCCGCGCUGGACGUGGUCAACGAGUACCAGCGCUCGCGGCGCGCACGGCUGUCGCGGAGGUUGGGCGACUUUGGACCAUCAUGGCAGCGGUCCUACAAAAAAGACCCCAGGACCCGCAUGUGUGAGCUGCUGAAAAGUUGGCUGCGAGCCAACGCUGCCUGCCAUUCUUUGCCGGAAGAGGAGGUGCGUUCGAUGUGCGGCCUUUGCCGGGACAUCCUGAACCAUCCCCAGCUCUUCCCAGCCCGAAAUCCUCAGAGCUUUAUGAAGAGUAUGGCAGAUGUCUAUGACCACCUCCAAUGGCAGUUGCAAGAGGUCUUGGAGAAGGACCGCAGUUGCGCGGAACUGGCCCAACGUGUACUCUCAAUGAGCAGGAACCUCAUCACGGACACCAUCACCUACUUGCUGGUGGGUCCCAGCGAUCUGAAGGACACGGAUGGUCUUCCCUCCAUGGAAGUGGUGAAGCUUUGGCAGUCCUUGCCCAACGAAGGGCAUCCCAUGCCCCAUCGGAAGGACGAAGCGCUGCAAAGGCUCAUGUCCAAGGCCUGGCAGAGCAACGUGGGGAUGAUCAUCGCGGCAUUGCUUCAAAGCCCUUGGUGCGUGCGCUUGUUUGCAGGCGCCGAUGCCGAAAGCAGCACCCGACUGCUGGCAUUGGAAGGGGCACCGGUUUUCCAGACAUCAACGCUACAAAAUCUUCUCCAAGAGGCACAGAGACACUUCGACGCGGGGAACUUCAAGGCCAGUGGCUUGGUCGGCGCCUUGCGAGAGCAGGGGCAGCUGGAGCGAGCGAAGUGGAUCCAGGCCGUGAUCAUCACCUCCGAUCUGACCUAUUUGCUCGGAGAGGUGUUGGUGCAGUUCCACCGCAUCAGCGAUGGCUUGGGUGACUUCGGGAUGAUCCGCGUCUCCACGUGGCUGCAUCCAGUGCUGGACGCCUUGGUCGAGAAGGUCCAAAGCCUGCGAGGGGUGCUGGAGUCUUUGAACCAAUCCCUUGACGCUGCUUACGUCUUGGCGCGCGCUCGAAACCAGAAGGUCCAGAAGCCCGCACCUUCAAAGAAGAUGUGCUUCCGUGCACGAGAGGCCAUCCAAAGAGCUCUCCUGGCUGGAAAAGGGAGCCAUGCUGACCAACUGCUGCAAUUGGCGGAUGAGUUGCGUGCACGUAGCGCACCGGAACGCCUCCCGCACCUGGCGAAAGGGUUGGGAGAUGCAACGUUAAGCCUGAGCGACGUGUUGGACUCCGCGGAGUUCCGCAGGCAUGUGGGGGAAAGCUUCCCCGAGCUCCCUCACCUGGGCGACAGCUUGGGCGUGCGAUCUGCAGAGGAGGUGCCAGCGAAAGCCCACUGGCUGCAAGAUGCGCCACGUGCCGUUGAGGCUCCCACACUCUUGCGGCUGGAGAAUGGACCUGCGCCUGCAAAGGACUACAGUGACGACAGGGAUCACAGCUGCACACCCACCCGCGCCAGUGAAGCGCGGAGCGGCCGCAGCGAGGAAGGCAGCUGGAGCUGUUGUAGUGGAUCGCGGACCUCGGAUCCCAGCGACCUGAAGUUCGAGGUCUAUCGCUUGCAAGCAGAAGUUCGCCACGACCGACGAGGUUUGGAACUGCGGCCUGGGCAGCUGUUGGUCUUCGAGAAGAACUCAACCAGCCAGGUGAAGUGCCGGGUGCCGCUGCCCAGUGGCAUGGACCGCAUCCACCUCACAAGCGACACUAUCUUGGAGAUGUCCUUCACAGCCGAAGAGCUCCGCACUGGGCAGGUGAAGCAAAAGGACUACAUCUUCGAAUUUGCCUCCCCAGCAGAGGCCGACAUCUUUUGUGAGGAGAUUUGGAACCAAGGCGUUCGAUGAGCUGUACAGGUUGAAAGACGUCGCUUCCUCACAUGCAGAGAAGUGAGUGCGGUUCUGAUGUGUCAUUGUACAGUUCCGUGAAGAGUCGAUGUGGGGAAAAGAGAUUUCAUCAGAGAUGG
Messenger RNA from Durusdinium trenchii, 2500 nucleotides. NCBI's taxonomy places the organism in Eukaryota, Dinophyceae, Suessiales, Symbiodiniaceae. The record is from the annotation of a GenBank genome assembly.